CUCUCUCUCUCUCUCUCUAUUCCCACAUCGUUAUUCCCACAUUACAUUACUUUAGAAGGAAAAAAUGGGUUUGCUCUGAGGCCCAAAAUGGAUGACGAACAACCAUCGACCACCGCCGUCUCCGGUCUCCGGCAAGCCGUGGCGCUCAUCUCCUCUUUGAUCUCCCUCUCCCUCUCGAUCAGGGUCUUCGCCGGAAAAUGGCAACUGAUUCGGAGCAGGCUGGAGGAGCUCCACUCGGGACUCGUCGCUGGUGAUGCCACGUCACUCUCCGGCGAGCUCCCGAAGAUAACGGGGACGGCGGAAGAGUGCCGCGAGCUGGCGCGGCGGUGCGUGGAUCUGUCCUACAGCGGGAAGCUUCUGAUGCAGAGCGACUUGGACGUGACGUUGGGGAAGUUGGAAUCGCACGUGAAGAAGCUCUCUGAGAUAUUCAAGAAGGGCGUGUCCAUGCAUGGCUACGCUGUGGUGGUUUCAAGGCCUGGUUUUGGAGCUUGCAAAGAUGACAUGAGGUUCUACCUGAGGGACUUGCUGACUCGGAUGAAGGUGGGUGAUUCGGGUAUGAAGAAGCAAGCGUUGAUGAACUUGCAUGAGGUGAUUGUGGAGGAUGAAAAGUACGUGAAGUUGGUUGUUGAGGUUUCUGAGUUUGUCCAUGUGUUGGUGGAUUUCCUAGGAUCUCUCGAGGUUGAGGUUGUUGAAGAGGCUGCCAAGGUUGUUUCUGUUGUUGUGGGGUUUGACUCUCACAAAGGGGUUUUGGUUGGUGCUGGUGUUAUUGCCCCUUUGAUUAGGGUUUUGGAAUGUGGGAGUGAGGUGGGGAAGGUUGGUGCUGCGAGAUGUUUGCAAAGGUUGACCGAGAAUUCUGAUAAUGCGUGGUGUGUUUCGGCUCAUGGGGGUGUCACUGCCUUGUUGAGGGUUUGUGAAAGUGAGGAGCUUUGUAAAGGGGAAUUGGUUGGUCCUUCUUGUGGGGUGUUGAGGAAUCUUUGUGGUGUUGAGGAAAUCAAGAGGUUUAUGGUUGAGGAUGGUGUGGUUUCAACUUUUGUGCGGCUUGUGAGGUCAAGGGAUGAAGUUGUUCAGGUGAGUUCUAUUGAGUUGAUUCAAAGCAUUGCCUCCGGUGAUGAGUUGGUUAGGCAGAUGGUGAUUAGAGAAGGAGGGGUUCGUGUUCUUUUUCGUGUUUUGGAUCCUAAGUUGACUUGUUCGUCUAAAACAAGAGAGGUUGUGAUGAGGGCCAUUGAGAAUUUGUUUUUUUCAUCGCCUAGUUGCGUAAGUGUUUUGAUGAGUUAUGGCUUUGUGGAUCAAUUGAUGUAUUAUGUUCGAAAUGGGGAGGUUUCGAUUCAAGAGUUGGCUUUGAAGGUGGCGUUUAGAUUGUGUGAGAAAUCUGAGGAGGCUAAGAAGGCUUUGGGUGAUGCAGGCUUCAUGGCUGAGCUUGUCAAGUUUCUAAAUGCGAAAUCAUAUGAAGUUCGUGAAAUGGCAGCAGAGGCUUUGUCUGGCAUGGUUAUGGUGGCAAAAAAUAGGAAGAGGUUUGUGCAGGAUGAUCAAAACAUUGCUCUUCUUCUGCAGUUGCUGGAUCCAGGGGAGAGUAAUUCGGGUAAUAAGAAGUUGCUGAUCUCUAUCUUGAUGUCACUAACAAGUUGCAACAGUGGGAGGAAAAAAAUUGUGAGUUCUGGGUAUGCCAAAAACAUAGAGAGGUUUGCAGAAGCUGAGGUUUCUUCUGAUGCCAAGAGGCUUGUGAGGAAGCUAUCCGCAAACCGGUUCCGCAGUAUGUUGAGUGGAAUUUGGCACUCUUGAAUGUAAUUCUUUUUUUUAUUUUUAUUUUUCACCUUUUAACUGUAAAUUUUUACAUAAUUGUCUUCCAAGUUUUGCUAAUUUGAUUUCCUCAUCUCAAUUUGUUCUUCUUUUUUUUUUUUUUUUUUUUUUUUUUUUUUUUUUUCAUUUGCCUUGUUCAUGACAAGAGUAGCUCAGCAUUCUUAUUGAGAUUGUAACAAGAAAUAGUGAUAACAUGAAAGCUUUGUUGUAGAUUUUUUUGGGAAUAUAAUAUGGCAUUGUUUUUA
Cajanus cajan (pigeon pea) is the source of this 2042-nucleotide messenger RNA. RefSeq lists its product as uncharacterized. Gene Ontology annotation, molecular function: protein binding. NCBI's taxonomy places the organism in Eukaryota, Viridiplantae, Streptophyta, Magnoliopsida, Fabales, Fabaceae. The record is from RefSeq and is a predicted model, not a curated record.